AUGUGUGUUGGAGAGAGAGAUUAAAAAAUGAAAAAGUGAAAAAGCAGAGCGGCAACCAUCGUCUCUCUCCAUGUGCCUUGGACCAUUUCCUCUUUCACGUACUAGGGUUUAAGCUCUCCAUCUUCUCCCAUUCAUCUUUGGGGAAAUUGGGUUGUUGUUUUCUUGAGUGUUCUUGUUGGAUUGAGAUCUGUACUGUAGAGAUAAGGCAACGGAUCUUUUGGGGGUUUCAAGAAGUAAUUGUGCAAGUUGAAAGAGGUAAUUUCUUGUGUAACAUUCAGUUUCACUACUUGGGUACUCGAAGAUCUGUGACUGGUUUAAGUGCCGUUGGUGAAAAUCGAGUUCAAGCUGUGUUAAAAGGGUGAAUUUCAGGAUUUGUGUUUAGAUCGUGACAGGUUAGGUUACUUAUACAUCUGCAACAAGUUUGGUAAGAGGGUAUGUUUUUCUUUUGAAGUGGAGUAUUAUUGUGCAACUUUUCGUUGUUGAUUUCGAUUUGAUGCUGAAGUUGUCGGGAGAUUGAUCAAGAAGGAAGAACGAAGAGCACUAUAGCAAUAUUAUUUAGGGUCCCCUCCCUCCAUUAAUAAGUCAGCCAGUAGGACCUUGUGUUAAUGAUUAUUACUUUUCGGGCAGAUGGGCUAUCACCUUUUUGUGAUCCUUUUAGUUAUCUAAGAACUGAACUUGUUCCAUACUUCCAUUUUUAGUUACUUGCAUUCAAGGAUCGGCUUCUGCUAAUAAUGUCGACCGAUAAAGCUCCUCGUUUCAAGUCAAUUAAAUCGUUGCCAGUGGAUUAUAGGUUUAUGGGUUCAGCCGAAAAGUCUACAAGCAGUACUAGCAGUAUGAUCUCUGUUAGUAUACCCGAGAAUGGUAACACUGAUCAGAUUGUUGAUGAUGAUUCACCAUAUGGUCACAGAUCAACUUUCUUCAUGAAUGAUAGACCUUCCAUGGAUGAUGAAGAUGUUAAUCCGUCGAUUUCUCCUCAAGGAUCUGUUCUUUCUUCAUGGGGUGAAACCAAAUGGGGCGAUACUGCCUCGUAUAUUGCUAAGAAGAAGCUUCAAUCAUGGUAUCAAUCCUCUGAUGGGAAUUGGGAGCUCGCCAAGAUUCUAUCUAUUUCAGGGAAUGAGUCACUCAUCUCAUUUUCUGAAGGAAAAGUUUUAAAGGUGAAUUCUGACAGCCUAUUACCUGCAAACCCAGAAAUCCUUGAUGGUGUAGACGAUCUCAUGCAACUAAGUUAUCUAAACGAACCAUCAGUCUUGUAUAAUCUUCAAUACAGAUAUGAUAGAGACAUGAUCUAUUCCAAGGCAGGACCAGUUUUAGUUGCCAUCAACCCUUUCAAGAAAAUUCCAUUGUAUGGGAGUGAUUACAUUGAAGGGUAUAAGAGUAAAUCCAGAGACAGCCCUCAUGUAUAUGCCAUUGCUGACACAGCUAUCAGGGAAAUGAUUAGAGAUGAAGUAAACCAAUCUAUUGUAAUAAGUGGAGAAAGUGGAGCUGGAAAAACUGAAACAGCAAAGAUAGCAAUGCAGUAUUUGGCUGCUCUUGGAGGUGGAAGUGGAAUAGAAUAUGAGAUACUCAAAACUAAUCCAAUUUUGGAGGCUUUUGGUAAUGCAAAAACAUCAAGAAACAACAACUCAAGUCGUUUUGGAAAAUUGAUUGAAAUUCACUUCAGUGAAACUGGAAAAAUAUCGGGUGCCAAGAUCCAAACAUUUCUGCUUGAAAAGUCAAGAGUUGUUCAAUGCACAGAGGGAGAAAGAUCAUAUCAUUCAUUUUAUCAGCUUUGUGCUGGAGCUCCACCUUCUCUUAGAGAAAAAUUAAACUUGAAGAGUGUUCAUGAAUACAAAUACUUACAGCAGAGCACUUGCUAUUCAAUUAAUGGGGUUGAUGAUGCUGAAGAAUUUCGUAUUGUAGUGGAAGCCCUGGAUGCAGUUCAUGUUAGCAAAGAGAAUCAAGAAAAUGCAUUUUCCAUGCUUGCAGCAGUGUUGUGGUUAGGAGAUGUAACAUUUUCAAUUGUUGAUAAUGAAAACCAUGUGGAACCUGUGAUUGAUGAAGCUCUGUUGAAUGUGGCUAAAUUAAUUGGUUGUGAGGCUGAUGAUUUAAAGCUUGCUUUAUCUACACGGAAAAUGAAAGUUGGUAAUGAUAAUAUUGUUCAAAAGCUAACCCUAGCCCAGGCGAUUGACACACGGGAUGCUUUGGCAAAAUCAAUAUAUUCUUGUUUGUUUGAUUGGUUGGUGGAACAAAUCAACAAAUCACUUGCUGUAGGCAAGCGUCGCACUGGAAGAUCUAUUAGCAUUCUUGAUAUCUAUGGAUUUGAAUCAUUCGAUGUAAAUAGCUUUGAACAGUUUUGCAUAAAUUAUGCAAACGAGCGAUUACAACAACAUUUCAAUCGCCAUUUAUUCAAGUUGGAACAGGAGGAAUACAUUCAAGAUGGGAUUGAUUGGGCAAAAGUGGAAUUUGAAGACAAUCAAGAUUGUCUCAACCUAUUUGAAAAGAAACCAUUGGGUCUAUUGACUUUAUUAGAUGAAGAGUCAACUUUCCCAAAUGGGACAGACAUGACAUUUGCAGCCAAACUAAAACAACAUUUGAAAUCCAAUUCAUGUUUUAGAGGAGAACGAGGCAAAGCAUUCACAGUUCAUCAUUAUGCAGGAGAGGUUAUGUAUGAUACAACAGGAUUUCUAGAAAAAAACCGUGACCUAUUACAUCUGGAUUCCAUUCAACUUUUGUCUUCUUGCACAUGUGAGCUUCCACAAGCAUUCGCCUCAAAUAUGCUUUCUUUAUCGGAAAAGCCUGUUCUUGGACCUUUACACAAAUCAGGUGGAGCAGAUUCCCAAAAGCUUAGUGUUGUCACAAAAUUUAAGGGACAACUUUUUCAAUUAAUGCAACGAUUAGAAAGCACAACACCACAUUUCAUACGUUGCAUUAAACCAAACAACUCACAAUCCCCUGGGAUUUAUCAUCAAGGACUUGUGUUGCAACAGCUCAGAUGUUGUGGUGUUUUGGAAGUUGUUAGGAUUUCACGCUCUGGAUUCCCAACAAGAAUGACACAUCAGAAAUUUGCAAGAAGAUACGGGUUUCUUUUGCUAGAGCAUGUUGCAUCGCAAGAUCCACUAAGUGUAUCGGUUGCCAUUCUUCACCAGUUUGAUAUUCUUCCUGAAAUGUAUCAAAUUGGUUACACAAAGUUGUUCUUUAGAACUGGACAGAUUGGAAAGCUUGAAGAUACAAGGAAUCGAACUCUUAAUGGCAUAUUGCGUGUUCAAAGCUGCUUUAGAGGUCACAAAGCUCGUCAGUAUUUGAAGGAACUUAAACGAGGGAUUUUCACCCUUCAGUCGUAUGUUCGUGGUGAAAAAACCCGAAAGGAGUUUGUGGUAUUGCUACAAAGACAUAGGGCAGCUGUUGUUAUACAGAAACAGAUUAAAUCAAAAAUAACCAGAAAAAGAUUUGAAGACAUUCAUGGCGCUACUGUUGUGUUACAAGCUGUUAUACGAGGGUGGUUGGUUAGAAGAUGCUCAGGGGACAUUGCACUACUUCAAUUUGGUUCUGGAAAGGGUAAUGAGUCAGAUGAAGUGGUGGUGAAGUCAUCAUAUCUUGCUGAGUUACAGAGAAGAAUCCUUAAAGCAGAAGCCGGAUUAAGAGAAAAAGAAGAAGAAAACGAUAUUCUACACCAACGUCUGCAACAAUACGAAAGCAGGUGGUCAGAAUACGAGCUCAAAAUGAAAUCAAUGGAAGAAGUAUGGCAGAAACAAAUGCGUUCAUUACAAUCAAGCCUCUCAAUAGCCAAAAAGAGCCUUUCACUUGAUGAUAAUAAUACCACUUCUGAAAGGAAUUCUGAUGCUUCCAUCAAUAUAACAAAUGAUGACACAUGGGAUGGAAAUGGGAGUGCAAAUGGGAAUGCUAGAAGAAAUGGACAUGACAAUAUGAGACCGAUGAGUGCUGGUUUGAGUGUGAUAAGCAGAUUGGCUGAAGAGUUUGAACAAAGGAGUCAAGUGUUUGGUGAUGAUGCAAAGUUUUUGGUUGAGGUUAAAUCGGGUCAAACAGAUGCUGCCAAUUUGAACCCGGAUCAUGAACUUAGGAGGCUGAAACAAAUGUUUGAAGGGUGGAAGAAGGAUUAUAGUGUGAGGUUGAGGGAGACAAAGGUCAUUUUGAAUAAGCUUGGACAUGAAGAUGGGGAUGGACAUGGUGAUAAGGGGAAAAAGAAAUGGUGGGGAAGGCUUAAUAGUACUUCACGGGUUAACUGAGUUUGUGUGUGUAUAGUGAGGUUUUGUGGUUCGAUUGUAUGAUUAUUGGUGGGUGGUUUGUUGUUCGCUUUAUUCAUAUAUCAUAUAAUUUUGUUGUGUUGUUUGUGUUUUGGGGUUUGAUGAUUGCGAACAUGCAUGCAGACUUUAUUGCGGGUGGGAAUGACCGACUUGAGUGAAUGAAUUAUGUUGAUCAUUCUUGGUAUUGA
Lactuca sativa (garden lettuce) is the source of this 4429-nucleotide messenger RNA. RefSeq names its product myosin 1 (gene ATM1). Gene Ontology annotation, biological process: actin filament organization. Gene Ontology annotation, cellular component: membrane; myosin complex; cytoplasm. The record is from RefSeq and is a predicted model, not a curated record. NCBI's taxonomy places the organism in Eukaryota, Viridiplantae, Streptophyta, Magnoliopsida, Asterales, Asteraceae. Gene Ontology annotation, molecular function: microfilament motor activity; actin filament binding; ATP binding.